This is a messenger RNA of Misgurnus anguillicaudatus (oriental weatherfish), 1194 nucleotides long. It is a transcript of the gene tnfrsf9b, whose product is annotated as tumor necrosis factor receptor superfamily, member 9b. Gene Ontology annotation, biological process: regulation of cell population proliferation. The record is from RefSeq and is a predicted model, not a curated record. Lineage: Eukaryota; Metazoa; Chordata; Actinopteri; Cypriniformes; Cobitidae. Gene Ontology annotation, molecular function: protein binding; signaling receptor activity.
UAAAGUUUUAUUUUUUAAGUUUUUUAAGUUUGAAAGAACUGACGUCAGAAGCUUGUUGGUGAUGACGUUGAUGUCAAGAGACCGCGGUGUAGUUAAGAGAAGGGCUCAUUGUCAGCAUCUUCACAGUCGUAUGAGUAUAGUGAGUAAACAGCUGGAGGAUUAUUGUAAAAUGAGGCUGGUCCAUGGAUUGGUCCUGGUUCUAGCUGUCUUGGUUCUGGCUGCAAUACAAGGAGUGGAAUCUGAAUGUCAGGACUGGAGUCCUGAAAGGGAUUCAAAAAACGUGUGCUGCAAAAAAUGUAAACCAGGAAACCGUCUCAUCACUGACUGUGGUCCAGACCAGAACGCUCUGUGUAGUCCAUGUGGAAAUGACACCUACAUCUUAGAUACAAGUCAGAAGAACUGUCUCAGGUGUACUCAAUGCAUAGGUGUCAUGCGUGUUAAGGUGAAAUGUUCAAGCAGCAGUGAUACGGUUUGUGAAUGCUCUCAGGGUUUCCGUUGUGGAAAUGAGCAGUGUUCAUUCUGUGUGAUCGAGUGUGUCAAAGGCCAACAACCUAAAGACAGGGAGUGUGAACCAUGUCCUCCAGGAACGUUUAAUGACCAAAUCCAUCAACCAUGUAAAAAAUGGAGCAAAUGUACAAAGCCAGGUCAUGAAAUCAUUCGUCUUGGAACGGCCGAGUCGGAUAUAAAGUGUGGCUCUAAAACAGAACCAAACCAAACCACUUCUCCACCAGAUAACAGACACAAAGAUUCCCCUCCAGAAAAUAUGGAAAGCAAGGUCACAGCUAUUCUCGUCACAUUUGGGGUAUUUUGUAUAGUGAUACCCACAUUAACAAUCCUGUACCUGGAGAGGAAAAAGAUCAAGAUCAUUGACAAACCCCGGGGUACAAAGGAUGCUCUAACUGAAAAGAAGACUCCUGAAGAAUGUAGUUUUUGUUUUCCACAGCAGGAACACGGUGGCAGCAGUCAGACGUCCAUGUCAUCUCUGGUCUCUGAAGAGAAGAUCUUACCUUUAUGUGGAUGAAAAGUGUUUCACUCUGUGUGUGUGUGUGUGUGUGUGUGUGUAGCAAGCUGAUCAUUAUAUAACAUGAUCAUGAAAUGGUUUUCCUAACAUUUUUAACUUCUGUGAUUUUCUUCUGCAAUUUAACAUUUCUCAGUGCGUAGCCUAUUUAGUGAGAAAUAAAUAUGUUUGGUUUA